AUGGGAGUUUCUUCUUCAUCUGCCAAGAUCAAGUGCCUUGUCAGCACGAACAGUAAGAAGAUCAAUUGCAUGCAAGAGGUCCGGGAUAUUCUGCUCAGGUAUCCGCUCCAACUGCCUCAAAUCCAUGAUCUACCCUGUGAGGAGACUGUUGAGUUGCUUGUGCCGAUCCUGCGAUCAAACUGA
Messenger RNA from Prunus armeniaca (apricot), 183 nucleotides. Lineage: Eukaryota; Viridiplantae; Streptophyta; Magnoliopsida; Rosales; Rosaceae. The record is from the annotation of a GenBank genome assembly.